Messenger RNA from Camelus dromedarius (Arabian camel), 2067 nucleotides. Its product is annotated as multidrug and toxin extrusion protein 2. Gene Ontology annotation, cellular component: membrane. Gene Ontology annotation, biological process: xenobiotic detoxification by transmembrane export across the plasma membrane. The transcript has 17 exons. NCBI's taxonomy places the organism in Eukaryota, Metazoa, Chordata, Mammalia, Artiodactyla, Camelidae. Gene Ontology annotation, molecular function: antiporter activity; xenobiotic transmembrane transporter activity. Bases 66 to 1763 code for a protein of 565 amino acids. The record is from RefSeq and is a predicted model, not a curated record.
CCAGCUGAGCGAGGCCGGCCGAAGGAGCGCUCAGGCGUGGAGGGCAGCUGGUGGCGGGGCUUGGAAUGGACAGUCUCCCAGACACGGUCCCCCCAGACCAAGGGCGCCUCUGCCCUGCCCUCCGCUGGCUGGUCCCUGUGGGCUUCGGGGCUGAGGCGUGGACACUCUUUGUCCUUUCCGGACCCCUGUUCCUCUUCCAGAUGCUGAACUUCAUGAUCUACGUCGUGAGCUCCAUGUUCUGCGGGCACCUAGGCAAGGUGGAGCUGGCAGCGGUGACCCUCUCAGUGGCCUUUGUUAAUGUCUGUGGAGUUUCCAUCGGAUUCGGCUUGUCCUCGGCCUGUGACACCUUGAUGUCCCAGAGCUUCGGCAGCCCCAACAAGAAGCACGUGGGGGUCAUCCUGCAGAGGGGCGUGCUGGUGCUGCUGCUCUGCUGCCUCCCCUGCUGGGCGCUCUUCCUCAACACCCAGCACAUCCUGCUGCUCUUCAGGCAGGACCCGGCCGUGUCCAGGCUGACCCAGGAGUACGUGCAGAUUUACAUCCCGGCGCUCCCGGUGAAUUUUCUUUACGGCCUGCUGGCAAAAUACUUGCAAAAUCAGGGCGUCGUCUGGCCCCAGGUCCUCAGCGGCAUCGUGGGCAACUGUGUUAAUGGCCUGGCCAACUACAUCCUGGUUUCUGUGCUGGGCUGGGGGGUCAGGGGCUCUGCUUACGCCAACACCUUCUCCCAGUUUGCCCAGACCGCCUUCCUCUUCCUCCACAUCGUCCUGAAGAAGCUGCACCGGGAGACGUGGGCAGGCUGGUCCAGCCAGUGCCUGCAGGACUGGGGCCCUUUCUUCUCGCUGGCUGUGCCCAGCAUGCUCAUGACCUGCAUCGAGUGGUGGGCCUACGAGAUCGGCAGCUUCCUCAUGGGCCUGCUCAGCGUGCUGGACCUCUCUGCCCAGGCUGUCAUCUAUGAAGUGGCCACUGUCACCUACAUGAUUCCUAUGGGCCUCGGCAUCGCCGUCUGCGUCCGAGUGGGGACGGCCCUGGGAGCCGCAGAUACGGUGCAAGCCAAGCGGUCAGCUGUCUCGGGCCUCCUCUGCGUAGUCGGCACCACACUGCUCGUGGGGACCCUGCUGAGCGCCCUGAGAGGGCAGCUGGGGCACAUCUUCACCAGUGACGAAGACGUCGUCGCCCUGGUGAACAAGGUCUUGCCGCUCUACGUCGUCUUCCACCUGUUUGAGGCCGUCUGUUGUGUCUACGGCGGGGUCCUGCGGGGAACAGGCAGGCAGGCCUUCGGGGCCAUCGUGAACGCUGUCAUGUACUACGUUAUCGGCCUCCCGCUGGGCAUCGUGCUGACCUUCGUGGCCGAGAUGGGAAUCACCGGCCUCUGGCUGGGCAUGCUGGCCUCUGUCCUCCUGGCCGCGGCUGCCUUCGUCACCUACGCCGCCCGGAUGGACUGGAAGCAGGCUGCAGAGGAGGCUCAGAAGCACGUGGGGCUGCCCCCGCCUAGUGCCGAGAGCACGGCCCCUGGGCCUGGGCCCGAGAAAGCUGUCGCGUCUUCAGUGGCUUCGGGCAGCUGCCUGGGUGUGACCCUGACGACAUACUCCAGGCCCGGGUGCCAGCUGGACCUCUUCAGGACUCCGGAAGCCGCCCAGGCCCUUGCAGCCCCUGCCAGCAGGCUGCCAGCCAAACAGCUGGCCCUGCGCCGGGGGGCUGCUCUGGGGGCAGCGCUGGCCACACUGAUUGUGGGGCUGCUCGUCAGGGCCCUGACCGCCAGGCCCUAGCAAACAGCUCCAGAUGAAAGGAAGGAGGGCGGCCGCCCCCACCCAACACCCCCGGGCCCUGACACAGGGGCUGGGGGCAGGCGGGCCCUCGGACCCCUCCGCAGGAGCAGACCUCUGCCGGCGCCUGUGUGGCACGUGCACUGAGGCCCGCAGACCUGCCCUCCUCCUCUGGCUUGGACUGCCCGCAGGACAUCAGCAUGGGCACCAGACACUCCUGGGGUCCUAGUGUUACUCACUAACGUAAAUGGCUUCAAAUCAAAAUUGCAAACGCCACUGUUACAUUAAAAAUACGUAUUUCCAGGCA